AUGCGAGAGCAACGUAUAGGGAUAUUGUCCAUCCAGGAAACUCGCCUGAGUGACGAUGAAUGCCUAUCUCUGAAUGAACGAUACCACAACACCCUUGACAUCGUCAACUCAUCAAACCCCGAAGACGAAAACAACGGAGGCAUAGCGAUUGCCUUCAACAAGACUGUGCUCGACACGUCCACGGUAAAGUACACAACCCUGAUUCCGGGCAGAGCCAUCCAUGCCACCCUCUCCUGGCACGGCAACCGAAAACUGUGUGUAGUGGCCGUAUAUGCACCAAGUGCCGGCGGCCCGGACAACGAGGAAUUCUGGAUGCUAUUGCGAAACAAGCUAGCUGCACAGGGAAACAACCUACAUAAGCCAGAUAUUCUUCUAGGGGAUUUCAACCUUGUAGAGGACGCGCCAGACAGACUGCCGCCUCACAACGACAGGAUCGGGUCCGUGAUUGCGCUACGCGAGCUCCGGGCAGCACUCAACCUCAAAGACGGAUGGCGGGAAACAUACCCCGACCAGAACGCAUACACCUUCUUCCAAACGCACCGCCAGGGCGGAAGAAAAUCCCGCAUAGACCGCAUCUACAUACACUCAUCCCUACUCCCCUUUGCAAGAGACUGGGAUAUAAACUCAUCUGGGGUGCACACGGACCACAAGCUUGUUACGGCGAGAAUAUCGGCCAAGGACCUACCGUACAUCGGACGAGGCCGCUGGUCAAUGCCUGUGUUCCUGAUAGACGACAAACGACUCCAGGCAAUGAUAGACGUGCUGGGGAAGGCUCUCCAAGGGGACUUAGAAGCCUUAGCAGAAUCGGGACGAUCGACAGAGGAUAACCCACAGCGUGCUUUCAAGCGCUUUAAAGACAAGGUCAUAGCCCUUGUGCGUACCGAAGCCAAACAACGUGUGCCUGCCCUGGAACGAAAGGCACGCAUACUAAAGGACAAAAUUAAUGCGACCAUGAAUGAUGGCACAUUGGACGAGGAGGAGAAGAGGCUGACCACCUCUGUAUUGCAAGAU
Coniophora puteana RWD-64-598 SS2 is the source of this 1011-nucleotide messenger RNA. RefSeq names its product DNase I-like protein. Gene Ontology annotation, cellular component: nucleus. The record is from RefSeq and is a predicted model, not a curated record. Lineage: Eukaryota; Fungi; Basidiomycota; Agaricomycetes; Boletales; Coniophoraceae. Gene Ontology annotation, molecular function: DNA-(apurinic or apyrimidinic site) endonuclease activity; phosphoric diester hydrolase activity; double-stranded DNA 3'-5' DNA exonuclease activity. The transcript has a single exon. The annotation marks the transcript as partial. Gene Ontology annotation, biological process: base-excision repair.